GUGUUUAUACUAGCCCGCCUCUGUCAGUUACUUCAAGAAGCAAGGAACUCUAGGAAAUGUCUUGUAUUCACUCAUAUAGUUGAAAUUCUUUGCCAAAAAUCUGAAUGAACUGUACACUGGCUUCUUUUCCAGAAACCAAAGCCAAAGAUCUCUGCAUCUCGCAGACUGUUCCUGAAGACCAAACUGAUAAAGAAGGCCAUGACCAUGCUGGAGAAUGAAAAGCAAGCCAGAAAAGAUGAACGAGAGAGAACCCUUACUGAGAGAGUCCCAGCCCUCCAAAUGUCAGGCCUGUCUCUGCAGGAUCUACAGAAUCUUUGCAAAGAACUACACCAGAAAAUUGAUGUGGUUGAUGAAGAGCGGUAUGACGUUGCUUCUAAAGUGACAAAAAAUGAUAGGGAGAUCCAGGACCUGUCUCAAAAGAUCUUUGAGUUGAAGGGCAAGAUGAAGAGACCAAACCUGAGGAGGGUGAGAGUGUCAGCUGACGCCAUGCUGGGGGCUCUGCUGGGCUCUAAGGUCAAAGAGUCUGUGGACUUCAAGGCCAACCUCAAGACUGUAAAGAAGGAGGAUGAAAAGAAAGAGGAAGUGACUGACUGGCGUAAGAAUGUGGAUGCCAUGUCCGGUAUGGAGGGCAGAAAGAAGUUGUUUAAUGCCGGGCAGUAGAUUUGAAGUGAAUAUCUUUGUGAAGAUGUUUACUGCUCUAUAACAGGUGGAACCAGUGAAUCAUGUGACUAUUGUUCAUUUUAUAAUGACGGUGAAAAUGAAGACCAGUAGGUUCAGGAAAGUCAAUGUUUCAACUGUGAACAUAUUAACUUAUUAUACUUCGAGGAAUACAUAUAGUUUUUUAUAUAAUGGCGUAAUGCAAACUGUAUUAUGAAAAACUUAUGUAUUUAACGUAUUUGAGCAGUGUACUGCUUUGUAGUUUUUAGCAUCCAUAUGAUUUCAUGAACAGAGCACCACUAUUGGCUGUCCAUAUAAACAGGCAAUAAUCAUGCAGAUGGGUAUGUUUUAACAAGUAUGUUACUGUGAUACUUUGAUCCUGUUGCCUUCAAAAGCAUCUUCCAAAUCAUGGCAACAUAAAACAUGGAAAUCAACAUUUGUGUUUGUUCUUGUGUUUUCCACAAAGAUAAUAAUACCUGUUGGAUUGAGAAAGAGAAUGAAUACACAUUCCAGGGACAGCUAAUUUUGACAGUCAACUGUUCAUGGAGUCACAUCAAGGUGAGCAUCCUUGAAAAUGAAUGUGGCAUUAAACUAAAAGACACUUUGAUGAGAAGAAGCAGUGUUAUGAAUUGUGCAUAAAACAAUAAAAUGUAAUUGACAUUG
Messenger RNA from Seriola aureovittata, 1320 nucleotides. Its product is annotated as troponin I, slow skeletal muscle-like. Bases 199 to 660 code for a protein of 153 amino acids. NCBI's taxonomy places the organism in Eukaryota, Metazoa, Chordata, Actinopteri, Carangiformes, Carangidae. Gene Ontology annotation, biological process: muscle contraction. Gene Ontology annotation, cellular component: troponin complex. The record is from RefSeq and is a predicted model, not a curated record. The transcript has 5 exons.